Scutellospora calospora is the source of this 144-nucleotide messenger RNA. Lineage: Eukaryota; Fungi; Glomeromycota; Glomeromycetes; Diversisporales; Gigasporaceae. The record is from the annotation of a GenBank genome assembly.
AAAGAUGCAAACAGGAAUAGAAAUAUAAACUUCUUAGAAGCAGAAUAUGAUAAUAAAAAUUAUGAUAAUGAUUAUAAGGAAAAAGUUAAUAAUACCAAAAACCAAAGACAUACUCUAUACUCUACUAAUAGAAAAAAGGCUAAA